Molecule: messenger RNA, 1217 nt
Organism: Mastomys coucha (southern multimammate mouse)
Lineage: Eukaryota; Metazoa; Chordata; Mammalia; Rodentia; Muridae
Gene: Ppp1r10
Product: protein phosphatase 1 regulatory subunit 10
Exons: 4
Coding region: 11-1114 (367 amino acids)
Source: RefSeq, a predicted model, not a curated record
GGAGUGUGCCAUGGAUGAGACUCCGUAUGUUGAGACCCUGGAGCCUGGAGGGUCUGGUGGCUCACCUGAUGGAGCAGGAGGCUCCAAGCUGCCUCCAGUUCUGGCCAAUCUUAUGGGAAGCAUGGGAGCUGGGAAGAGCCCCCAGGGCCCUGGAGGAGGCGGCAUCAAUGUGCAGGAGAUCCUCACUUCCAUAAUGGGCAGUCCAAACAGCCACCCUUCAGAGGAGCUGCUGAAGCAGCCAGACUACUCAGACAAGCUCAAGCAGAUGCUGGUGCCACAUGGGCUCCUAGGUCCUGGUCCUGUAGCCAAUGGCUUCCCACCGGGAGGCCCUGGGGGCCCCAAGGGUAUGCAGCAUUUUCCCCCUGGUCCUGGAGGGCCCAUGCCAGGUCCCCACGGAGGCCCUGGUGGACCAGUAGGUCCACGUCUCCUGGGUCCCCCCCCACCUUCUCGGGGAGGUGAUCCUUUCUGGGAUGGCCCAGGUGACCCCAUGCGAGGUGGCCCAAUGCGUGGGGGUCCAGGACCUGCUCCUGGUCCAUACCACAGAGGCCGAGGGGGUCGAGGAGGAAAUGAGCCACCACCACCACCUCCGUUCCGAGGAGCCAGAGGAGGUCGUUCUGGAGGAGGACCCCCAAAUGGCCGAGGAGGUCCUGGUGGAGGAGGCAUGGUUGGAGGUGGUGGGCACCGCCCCCAUGAUGGACCUGGAGGGAGCAUGGGCAGUGGACACCGAUCCCAUGAGGGACCUGGAGGGAGCAUGGGCAGUGGACACCGAUCCCAUGAUGGACCUGGAGGGAGCAUGGGCAGUGGACACCGAUCCCAUGAGGGCCCUGGAGGGAGCAUGGGCAGUGGACACCGAUCCCAUGAGGGCCCUGGACACGGUGGACCCCAUGGCCACCGGCCACAUGAUGUCCCUAGCCAUCGAGGCCACGACCAUCGAGGGCCACCACCUCAUGAACACCGUGGUCAUGAUGGCCAUGGGGGAGGCGGCCACCGAGGGCAUGAUGGAGGCCACAGUCAUGGAGGAGGUGAGGACAUGCCUGAGGUCCCACGUGUAGGACAUUUUAGUGUCCCUCAACAUAUCUGUGGGGCAGAAGGGGAGGUACACAGGACAAGAUGAGGUUCCAUCUCCUUAAGGCUCUCUGUAUACAAGGAAGGCAGUUACUGCCUCCAUCUUUACCUCAGCCCCCUAAUACUAUUUAUUUCUGAAGACUUGGCCCUGU